Molecule: messenger RNA, 562 nt
Organism: Branchiostoma belcheri (Belcher's lancelet)
Lineage: Eukaryota; Metazoa; Chordata; Leptocardii; Amphioxiformes; Branchiostomatidae
Exons: 2
Coding region: 1-348 (115 amino acids)
Biological process (GO): regulation of apoptotic process
Source: RefSeq, a predicted model, not a curated record
AUGAACGCCCAGAGAAUGCAGCUCGGUGCUCCGGGGGGAAUACCCUGGGAUGGAGAAUUUUUGAGGAAAUACCGAGUGGAGUUGUUGAGCGGCAUAACCCCCACGACUCUCAAACAAGUUUUAGACACCUUGCUGGCCAAGAGAGACUUAAUAGAAGAAGAGGUGGAUUUGAUCUUGAACGACGGAAAAACCAGGAAGGACAAGGUUAGAAAUCUGCUUGACACCUUGUCGUCCAAGGGCCCAGGAUCAAUUGGUCGCUUCAAGGACGCCCUCGCCGAAGUAGACAAGCCGUCUUCAGAGCUGGUGAACACGCUUGACGCCACUGAAGCCGCAUCUUCUCUGCGCUGAGGCUCGAUGUCGUCAUAUACAUUUGUAGAAAUUCACGGUGUUGUGCUUAGGUACUCUCCAAGCAGAGGUUGUGGGGGAAUGAUCGCUACCUUUUUAUAUAUGGCUGUUUUUUUUUUUGUCGCUACCUCGACCACCCCAUCGGUGGCCGGUGACCUUCUCUGGCUAAUGGAUACUGCCUGGCCAAUUUGAUACUGUCUUUUUGCCACCGAAAGGG